Messenger RNA from Betta splendens (Siamese fighting fish), 1391 nucleotides. It is a transcript of the gene asf1ba, whose product is annotated as anti-silencing function 1Ba histone chaperone. The transcript is spliced from 5 exons. Gene Ontology annotation, cellular component: nucleus. The coding region runs from base 173 to 766 and encodes 197 amino acids. Gene Ontology annotation, molecular function: histone binding. Lineage: Eukaryota; Metazoa; Chordata; Actinopteri; Anabantiformes; Osphronemidae. The record is from RefSeq and is a predicted model, not a curated record. Gene Ontology annotation, biological process: DNA replication-dependent chromatin assembly.
CGGUAGAGGCUCUUUGCCCUCCAGCGACGCGCGCAGUUCUUCUUCCACGCAUUUGCCGCUUGCCGUAGACGCGGGGGAUCUUGGGUAGGAAGGUCAGAGCGGCGGGAGAACGGUAGAGAUUUCUUCAAAUUUAGUGAAAGCCGCUUAUUCCGAGCCCAACGCUCCAGCAACAAUGGCGAAGGUGCAGGUGUUGAAUGUCGCUGUCCUAGAUAACCCGAGCCCCUUUGGAAACCCGUUUCAGUUUGAGAUCACCUUUGAGUGUAUGGAGGACCUCCCCGAAGAUCUGGAAUGGAAGAUCAUCUAUGUUGGCUCAGCAGAGAGUGAAGAGUAUGACCAAGUUCUUGACUCUGUUCUGGUUGGACCAGUACCUGCUGGUAGACACAUGUUUGUGUUUCAGGCUGAUGCCCCAAACACUGGAUUGAUUCCUGAGAGUGAUGCAGUUGGAGUAACUGUAGUGCUCAUUACCUGCACGUAUCGUGGCCAGGAGUUCAUUCGCAUUGGUUACUAUGUGAACAAUGAAUACACAGACCCAGAGCUUCGUGAAAAUCCCCCAAAUAAGCCAGAUUACACACAGCUUCAGAGAAAUAUUCUGGCAUCAAACCCACGUGUUACCAGAUUUCAUAUAAACUGGGAAGGCUGUGCAGAGCGAAUGGAAGAUUCUGAAAACGUGGAUCCAACACCAAACUCCAUGCUCCCCCCAUCCUGUAUUCCAGGCAAAGCCCCACCAUUGGGGAUACUGCCAGAUAACUCGAUGGACUGCCUAUAGAGGUGACCUGAAAGACAACGUGAAGUGAUUACUUAGAGCAAGAGACCAUAUUUGAAGGAUGCGUGUGGACAUUCUAUUGGAUAUACAGACAAUUUUUGCCUUACAGCUGACUUUAUAUUCCACAAAGCUUGUCAAAAAUGACCUCUCCCCCCCGAUCUUCGGAUCAGUGUUUGUUUAAAGGAAGAUCAUGAACAUCCCAAAAGAAUAAUUGUCACACAUAUCUGGGGACUUUCUUCGACAUGGCUCUAAAUGCAGUAAUGAAGCUGUUUAACUCAUGGAGGGAAGAACAGUAACUCUAAAGUAAUGCAGCUGGCCUAAAAUAGAGCUGAAAGCUGUGGUGUGAUUUACCUUCUUACCUUUUGCUGGUGUAAAACAGAUAUGUAAGCAUUUAAGACGAUAAGGAUUUCAGCACUGAAGCAAUAGACAAAUAACUUGCAAUAUAUUGCUUUACAGGAAUUUGAUAAAUCUGACAUUAUUUGUGUUCAAAUUCCUUUUGCACUUAAACCAUUUCCCACUGAUAUUGUGGAGUUUGUGGAGGAGGUUUUUACAGCUUCAGUCACUUACUACAUUUUUUCUGUUUGCUAUUUUAAGUUCCAAAUAAAAUAACAUUGUAUUUGUGUAUAAA